Verticillium nonalfalfae is the source of this 933-nucleotide messenger RNA. RefSeq lists its product as uncharacterized. Gene Ontology annotation, molecular function: ATP:ADP antiporter activity. The transcript is spliced from 3 exons. Lineage: Eukaryota; Fungi; Ascomycota; Sordariomycetes; Glomerellales; Plectosphaerellaceae. The record is from RefSeq and is a predicted model, not a curated record. Gene Ontology annotation, cellular component: mitochondrial inner membrane. The coding region runs from base 1 to 933 and encodes 310 amino acids. Gene Ontology annotation, biological process: mitochondrial ATP transmembrane transport; mitochondrial ADP transmembrane transport.
AUGUCCGUCGAGAAGCAGACCGUUCUGGGCAUGCCGCCCUUCCUGGCGGAUUUCCUCAUGGGUGGUGUCUCCGCCGCUGUCUCCAAGACCGCUGCCGCCCCCAUUGAGCGUGUCAAGCUCCUCAUCCAGAACCAGGAUGAGAUGCUGAAGCAGGGUCGUCUUGACCGCAAGUACGACGGCAUUGCCGAGUGCUUCAAGCGUACCGCCGCCGAUGAGGGCGUCAUGUCCCUGUGGCGUGGCAACACUGCCAACGUCAUCCGUUACUUCCCUACCCAGGCCCUGAACUUCGCUUUCCGUGACAAGUUCAAGGCCAUGUUCGGCUACAAGAAGGAGCGUGACGGCUACGGCCUGUGGAUGGCUGGUAACCUUGCCUCCGGUGGUGCUGCCGGUGCCACUUCCCUCCUCUUCGUCUACUCCCUCGACUACGCCCGUACCCGUCUGGCCAACGACGCCAAGAACGCCAAGAAGGGUGGUGAGCGCCAGUUCAACGGUCUUGUCGAUGUCUACCGCAAGACCCUUGCCUCUGACGGUAUUGCCGGUCUCUACCGUGGUUUCAUGCCCUCCGUUGCUGGUAUCGUUGUCUACCGUGGUCUCUACUUCGGCAUGUACGACUCCAUCAAGCCCGUCGUCCUCACCGGUAACCUUGAGGGCAACUUCCUCGCCUCUUUCGCUCUUGGUUGGGCCGUCACCACCGGUGCCGGUAUCGCUUCUUACCCCCUUGACACCAUCCGUCGUCGCAUGAUGAUGACCUCUGGUGAGGCCGUCCACUACUCCGGUGCCUUCGACGCUGGUCGCCAGAUCAUCGCCAAGGAGGGUGUCAAGUCUCUCUUCAAGGGUGCCGGUGCCAACAUCCUCCGUGGUGUUGCCGGUGCUGGUGUCCUCUCCAUCUACGACCAGCUCCAGGUCCUCCUCUUCGGCAAGGCCUUCAAAUAA